AUGUCCGUCCUCGUAGCAGCUCCCGUGGCGCUGCUGGCACAGGGCUACAACGCCAUCUUCUUGGACGACAUCGAUAGGGACACCCUCCACGGCGCCUUCAACAUCCCCAUCGAAGGUCCCCAUCCGAAGAAGAUCAACUACGCCUUAAACAAGUAUGAUCUCGUCCUCAUGGAUGAGGCCUCCAUGAACUCUCCACAAAUCUUCCAAACCAUGGCAUCCACAUUUAAUCGUCUAAACACAUGUCCCGUCAUGGUACUAGCAGGCGAUGAAUGCAAACAGCCUUUGCAGACCAUCAACGGACGCAUCACCUCCACAACGUCAAUUAUCAAUGAUCACACGUUUUCAUCCUCUAACGCAGUCAUCCAUACCCUGUACCAGCAGUUCCAUGUCAUCAACCCAGAGUAUGCGAGAUUUUGAAGGCCGAAGUCAAAUCGUCGGCACACCAAAUCUGUACUUGUUUGGCCUGUGGGAUUCUUGUUACUUACUGGUGACUGGUGACUAUUAGUUACCAGUCUUCCAUAUAUGCAUCGGUUUUUUUACCGUAGCUUCGCCUGUAACUUUCCGCCAUUUCGUUUUUGUCAUGUUGUGAGAAGGUGUGAGGCGAGUUUGGCAAUAUUGGAAAAAAUGUCAGCGAGGAGUCAAAGAUUUGAACCCCAGGAAGUUCUAGAAAUGAUCUCGAAUGAUUCUGGGGACGAAGAAGAUUUAGACAGCGAGGAAAAGUCUGAAAGCGAAGUUGAAUCAUCUGAAUUAACAAGUGAAGACGAAAGUGACGAGUCAGUUGACUCCUUUUCAUCGAACGAGGGCGAUAAUGUUUAAGAUUCUGAACAAAACAGCGGUGAUGAAGCUUCUGAUGGCAGAGAUGAUGGGAAUCGGGUAAACCGUGUAAGGCAAAGGCCAGCAAGAAGACAACAACAAGUUCCCCUUGUUUGGCAAAUGGCACAUGGGACAAUACCGCGUGACAUUCCAUUCACAGGAAAUCCUGGCGUACAAGUACAGACUUUAGGGUUUGAACCGUAUCACUAUUUUGCCCUAUUUAUCAAUGAUGACUUGCUUAAUUGUUUUAUUACAGAAUCUAAUCGCUAUGCCAACGAUUUUAUAGCUGAGGGAAAUCUCAGAAGAAGGUUUCGUGCAAACGAUUGGUUCCCAACUAACAAAAAAGAAAUCAAAGAAUUCCUGGGAUUGCUUUUUUUGAUGGUUGUAAAAUCGCAAGUUCUAAUCCGUGCUAUUGAUUACGCUAUUCGCCAUGAGCUCUCAGUGUUAGUUGCUGCCCCUGUAGCCUUGCUGGCCCAAGGCUACAAUUCCAUAUUUUAUGACGAGGUCACGACGGACACUCUCCAUGGUGCUUUCAGCAUCCCCAUAGACGGCCCUCUGCCCAAUGAGAUCAACCAUACCAUGAACCAGUAUGACAUGAUUGUUGUGGACGAGGCCUCCAUGAUCUCGGCACCCAUCUUUGGAGUCAUGGCAUCUACAUUCAAUCGCGUCAAUCUUCGUCCCGUUGUGGUCCUGGCAGGUGAUAAGUGUCAACAGCAACCUCUCCAGACCGUCAACGGGCGUAUCACAUCCACCACUUCCAUCAUAAACGACAACACCACCUUCACGUCAAACAAUGCAGUCAUCCAUCGCUUACACCAGCAGUUCAGAAUCGUCGAUGCCGAAUAUGCCGCUUUUCUGGAUCUCAUCCGCUUCAUACGGCCCACUCAGGAGCAGGUGGACAGAAUGCAACAGGGAAUAGUUCUUUGCCCGGAAGGUGACCUGACAGACCGACAAAUCUGGACAGCCUUCCAGACCCAUACUAACACCUCCGUGAUGACAGUCUCCCGCAAAGGAGCCCAACGCAUUAACAGCAUCGUCGUUGGCCAACUCUUUAAGGGACGCCCGCUUACCAACAUCCCCUGCGCCUCUGUUGCGGACUCGGACCCCAUCUACCCGUACCGUAACAUGCGUGUCAUCUUCAUGGAGAACCGCGACAAAGCUGCCCGUGUGGUGAACGGUCAACAGGCGACCAUAAUCUCAUCUCAGAAUAACACAAUCAUUCUCCGUUUGCCUGAGGGACAACAGGUUUUUGUAUACCCGGUGACACAUAUUGAGGAUGAC
Messenger RNA from Porites lobata, 2094 nucleotides. NCBI's taxonomy places the organism in Eukaryota, Metazoa, Cnidaria, Anthozoa, Scleractinia, Poritidae. The record is from the annotation of a GenBank genome assembly.